AGUCCCCUCGACUACCGCUACUUAGAUCGCGCGCAUAGAAGGUAACAAGGGCUCUCUCUCUUUCCUUUUUCGUCAUUUCAAACCAGACAAGAUGGGGUCGGAAAAUCAACAUGGGAUGAAACACAGCUCAGCUCACCAAGGAGGGACAUAUAGUCACGCCGUCGAACGGCGUUCCAGCAAGAAGUCAUCCUCGAAAGACCGCCGUGGCAUGGUUGUUAAUCACGACAGCUUCAGGGGCACGGGCAUUCGCGCUGUAACGCCAGAGUCUGACACUGACAAGCAAUAUCCCUUAUACGACGCCGAAUACGUCCCAGGUAGCGACGCUUCUUCUCCUCGCGCGACACACAGAGCCAGAACCGUCGAUGGUGACCGUCGAGAAUAUCAUUUCCCUCACUCAGUAGGGGAUGAAGCUGAAGCGUCCAAUGCCAUGAACGGGCGCGUACGAUCACGGACAACGACGACAAACGAGGAGCGGACGGAAAUGCCCCCGAAUAAUGCAACUCUCCCUUGGCGUCGCUUUGGAUCUUUCCACACCUCUGGCUCCCAGGUCAGAACUCCAGACGAGCAGCCCAGCACCAUGAGUUCCCCUGCCACAUAUUCACCCAAUUCUUUCAGCGAACGGCCACGGCCGGGUAAGCCACCUGGCAUGCUCAUUGGCUUGAAUUCCCUUAAUGCAUCAUCGUUAACAUCCCCCAUCUCGAAUUCCGAUUCUGCAAAAAUCCUACAACUCAUGAAGACUACCAGUGGACGCAUGCAUGGCGUCCUCUCCUUCCGAACUUCUAAUCAGACCGCAUGGACAUCCGGGGUCUGCGCCAUCAAUGUGGCAACAGGCAGCUUGGUCUACCUAAUCUACAAGGCUAAAGGAGAACCCGCAUUGACGAAGACCUUGAUUCCCGAUUUACGUGGCUGUCGGGUGCGAACCCUGUACGAUCCGGACUUUCAGAACAAUUAUCUAACCGUGUCCACCUUCACGUCGGGCCUGGGAGUCCAGUUGCGGCCUCAUGUCAGUGAAACAUUUGACUCAUGGCUCGCCGCAUUGCUCUGUUGGCAGCCAAUUCGGCCAAGAGGUGUGCGGAACAAGAUGACCAAGCCCCAGCCGGUAGUAAUUGGAGAGCGGCGUUUUCCUGACCGCCAUCGGCGCAAUUCCGAAGGUGCUGUGCAAAAGGAUGCGGCUAUCAUUAAGGUUGGGAAGAUGAGCCUCUGGGGUAAGCCAACCGCUUCCGGAGCACGGCCUGCUUCGGGUCGCCAAAUCUCGUCGUCCCGGCAGCAACGGGCUUUGAAAUCUUCUUGGCAGAGGGUCAGUUGCACGCUGCAGGAGAACGGUCAUUUCAAACUGUUCACUGAGUCGGACGUCUCGCUCAUAAACUCUGUUCAACUAUCUCAAUUGUCCCGCUGUGCCGUGCAACAACUCAACGCGUCGGUCCUCGAGGAUCAAUUCUGCAUUGCCAUCUACCCCCAAUAUGCGGCGCAUGCGAACGUCGAUCCAUCCCAGAUCCGUCCGAUCUAUCUCUCAUUGGAGAGUCGGGUGCUCUUUGAAGUUUGGUUUGUUCUUCUGCGGGCUUUUACUGUCCCUGAGCUCUAUGGCCCUGAAUCAUCCGUAGAGGAUGACCCAGGGCCUGUCAACCUCCAACCAGCGCCAACACCACCGCCGCCAGCCACGACAUCUACGACGGACAUGUUUCGUAUUGAGCGAAGCCUCACGGUCAAGGUCACAGAAGCCAAGCUGUUCCGCACCAGGGAAGACACACCCCACAAAGGCCGAAAACAAUCGAGGUCACAGGGACAUUCGGCCACCGUCAGGUCCGCCGAGGGUGAUUAUUAUACCGAAGUCACGCUGGAUGGAGAGAUUCGGGCCAAAACCGCCGUCAAGUACCGCACCACCAAUCCGUUCUGGAGAGAAGAAUUCAUCUUCCACGACCUUCCCCCCGUGCUUUCUCAAGCCUCCCUUCUGGUUAAGACGCUCAAUCCAGCCCAAAAAGAUUGGACACUCAUCGCCCAUGGUACAUAUUUGAUAAGCCAGAGCCGCGAUAUCAGCACGGUACCGUUGGAUGAUGUCGAGGUUUGCGCGCACGAUCUUACGUAUGGAAGGGUGGAACUGCGGCUAGAUGACCUGGAGCCGGGCGUGGAAACAGAGAAAUGGUGGCCGAUUCUGGACGACAAAGAUCAGCCAGUGGGUGAAAUGCUGAUGCGAGCUCGGAUGGAGGAGACUGUCGUGCUCAUGUCUCAAGAGUAUGAGCUGAUGUCAGAACUCCUUCACUCGUUUACCAAUGGCCUCACAGUCAACAUGGCACAGAUCAUAUCAUCGGAAUUGAACCAGCUGUCCGAAACGCUUCUCAACAUCUUUCAGGUUUCAGGCCAGGCGGUGGAAUGGAUUUCGUCGCUCGUGGAAGACGAAAUCGAUGGAGUUCACAAAGAAUCGACCGUCAAUCGCCUGCGGUACACUACACGCAUCCACUCGAAUGAUGCCAGGGAGUCCAACCAGGAAAGAGAAUUCCUGGUCCGGGAUCUCGGACGGACUGCUACGGUAGAGGCAAAUCUACUCUUCCGUGGGAACUCAAUCCUAACAAAGGCGCUCGAUUCUCAUAUGCGGCGGCUUGGGAAGGAUUACCUGGAUGAAACGAUUGGAGAUCGGAUACGCAGCAUCGACGAUGAAAAUCCCGAGUGCGAGGUCGACCCGUCUCGCGUCCAUCGGUCGGAUGAUCUCGAGAGGAAUUGGAAUCACUUGAUAUUUCUCACAACGGGCGUUUGGAAAGCGAUUGCCAACUCCGCCUCGCGGUGUCCCCCUGAACUCAGGCUCAUAUUCCGGCAUAUCAGAGCCUGUGCGGAGGAUCGUUAUGGUGAUUUUCUUCGAUCGGUCACGUACAGCAGUGUUUCUGGUUUCCUAUUUCUACGGUUCUUUUGUCCAGCCAUUCUAAAUCCUAAGCUAUUUGGCUUGCUCAAGGAUCACCCUCGUCAACGUGCUCAGCGUACAUUGACUCUGAUCGCCAAGGCCUUGCAAGGCCUGGCUAACAUGACUACGUUUGGCAGCAAAGAACCAUGGAUGGAGCCGAUGAACCGUUUUCUGAUCGGCAAUCGUUCUGAGUUUAAACAGUUCGUGGAUUCGGUCUGCGCAAUACCCGCUGACCGCCCGGCUCCAAUUGUUACUCCGUCCUACGCGACUCCAAUCCAGAUUCUCGGCCGAUUACCUCCUACCUCGCGCGAAGGCUUCCCUAGUCUCCCAUUCUUGCUCGACCACGCCCGGAGCUUCUCCAACCUCAUUCGGAUAUGGCUUGAAGUUGCACCGCCCCGAUUGGCUGAGUUAGAGGAAAUUGACCCCGUGCUGCAAAACUUCCACGAGACAGCAGUACGUCUUCACCAACGGACCAAGGAAUGCUUGGAUAAGGCCGAGGAUGCAGAACGGCCUAAUGGGAACCUUGUGAACAAAUGGGAAGAACUGGUAGAGUCGAUGGAACGAAGUGCGACCUUUUACGACGACGCCAACUCGAGCAUGCCCGCCACCCCAGCGGCCGACACGGCCCUGGCUUCCUCUGCAACCGUCACGAAUAAUCACCGGAAUUCAAUCGGAUAUUUUUCGCGUCCUUAUCUUCCACGUCAGUCGACUGAUUAUGAGCAGCAACAGCAGCAACAGCAGGUCGACGACGAAACCCCUCCCAGCUCCUCAUCCGCAACCUGGGAUACAUCCCGAGUGCCCUUUACCAUUCCCAAGUGGUCUGAGGCACGGGACAGUGCUUCGAGCUCCAAAAACUCAUCUACUUUUUCCCUUGACUCUCCGGAGACCACGACCAAGAGUGGCCGUCGGUCCAGCAUCUCCAGGGAAUCAUCGGGCAGAUACCGGGGCCUCUUUGAAUUCCCGCGGCGCAAAGCCAACAAAGAGCGGGAUCAUUCCCAACACCAGCCUCGCGAGGAAGUUCGAAAUGAAUCUUUAUAAACUCUUUUUCUUGUGGGCGGAUAUCUUAUUUAUA
Molecule: messenger RNA, 3962 nt
Organism: Aspergillus glaucus CBS 516.65
Lineage: Eukaryota; Fungi; Ascomycota; Eurotiomycetes; Eurotiales; Aspergillaceae
Product: GTPase-activating protein BUD2
Exons: 2
Coding region: 92-3928 (1278 amino acids)
Biological process (GO): regulation of GTPase activity
Source: RefSeq, a predicted model, not a curated record